Zophobas morio is the source of this 720-nucleotide messenger RNA. RefSeq lists its product as uncharacterized. The coding region runs from base 244 to 702 and encodes 152 amino acids. The record is from RefSeq and is a predicted model, not a curated record. Lineage: Eukaryota; Metazoa; Arthropoda; Insecta; Coleoptera; Tenebrionidae. The transcript is spliced from 4 exons.
CAUUAACACUUCACUUACUUUAAAACACUGUAAAUGUAAGAUGAUAAUGAAUUUCUACUUCAUUUAUUUGUUAUCAUUUUGUACAAAUGUUAAACUGACGCAAGCGAAAAUAAACGUGUAUGACAUUAUUUGACAUUUUUAUUAUUAUAUAAUUCAAAAUUGGUGAUGGCCAUACUUAACACGUAAUUUCAGCAACUAAAAUGAAGAAAUUAAAAAUACAAACUUGAGUACAUAGAUGCGAAGAUGGCCGAAAUUUUAGACACUCCUCCAGAGGGAAGUGAUUAUAUUAAUGCUGAAAUGGAACAUCGACACCUGCUAAAAUUCCUUGAAUUGUUUUAUAUUACUGCUACACUUCAGGGAAGAAUUGCAUAUUUUUUAAUGUCAAUUCAUGCAGUGAAUCCAUCCAUUUUAAAAAGUUUUACAGAUUAUAAUCCUAAAAAGUACUUAUUUGCUAACAUGGUGUAUGGUGUUGGUGUAAUGCUUUACUGUAGACCGUCAAUGAGGGCUAUAAGUAGAUUUAAUCGGACCGUCUUUAGUAUUUUAGGGUCCUUGAUGUUUAAUCAUUCCAGCCUGUUAUUCUAUGGAUGUGGGAGAGUUAUGAUGCUGCAUUUACUGGCAUACUUGUACCAUGUGGAUUCCAGAUAUCGCGGGUUCCAUAUAAGACCGUACCCAGAAUAUGAGUCUAUGUAUCGUCAACAUUAAUAAACUAAAUACAAAAUG